GCCUCAGCUUGUCCCCGUUGCCAGGCGCAGCUGCUGGACACAAAUAUUGUUAGGUGAAACUACUGCGUCGAGAACUUUCGAUUUUUUUUGUAGCUUUUUGGUAAUACAAUUUAAUGAAAAGGGAAUACAUUUGUCUGCUUUAAUAAACUGUGGAAGGAAACUGAUCAUCUGGAAGAGGACAAUUUUCAGGUCAGAGCUUGGGAUGAAUAACCCCAAAGUGACAGAAAUGAUUCCUUUUCUUGUCUGAGUGAAGCCUCAUCAAGAGAACAUUGUUUUGUCAUCCUAUAAAAUGAUGCCAAAGCAGCUGUCCCGCACCUCACCUGGGAGUGUGUGUUCCCUCCGUGGUAUCAGCAUCCCAGGAUCCCUAGCCGUGGCCAUCACAGCCAAAAUGGACAAUCAGGUCAUUGGCUAUAAGGACUUGGCAGCCAUCCCCAAAGACAAGGCGAUACUGGACAUCGAGAGGCCGGACUUAAUGAUCUACGAACCCCAUUUCAAUUACACGCCUCUGGAACUAUCGGAGAGGUCCAUGUCUCCGUGUUCAUUCUCCCACCCGGCUUCUCCUGAGACCAUUCUUUUCAAGGAUCCCAAGGAGUGGCUGGAGAGCAGGGAGUCACCUGGAGGGUCAUCAGCAGGUUCAAACCUCAAAGAUCCCAAGGAGUGGCUGGAGAGCAGGGAGUCACCUGGAGGGUCAUCAGCAGGUUCAAAGCUCAAAACCAGCUCUGCAUUAGACACCGCCACCAAGCUCCCCACACAGCACUUUCACAGGCCAGAUAAUGGAAUGAAUAUAUACAAGAAGCCACCAAUUUACAAACAAGAUGUAUUAGCAUCCAUCCCCCAGGGGAAACACAUAGAGGAUCUCAUCAUUGAGUCAUCUAAAUUCCCCGCCGCCCAGCCACCUGAUCCCAACAAACCCUCCAAGAUUGAGACAGAUUACUGGCCCUGCCCCCCCUCCCUGGCUGCAGUUGAGACAGAGUGGAGGAAGAAGGCUGAGUCCCGGAGGAGGGAGGAGGGAGAGAGGGAUGAGGAGGACGAUGAAUAUGACAAUGGAGACCUGUCCGAUGAUAUGUGGGGACUACGGCAACUGCAGAAGCAGGAGCUCAACAAAAUUCAGUCGAACUUGGGAAAGAUAAUCUUGAAAGAGGAGCUGGAUAAAGCUGUGCCCAUCCGCAGGAAAACUCGCUCACUGCCUGACCGGACAGCAAUGCACAUGGGGUCAUCCUCCAAUGCCUCCAAAAACAUACAUUUCCGAGCAACCAGUAGGAGUGGUCAGACCAGGCUCCAGUCUGCCGACUUCACCCAAUCUGACAGUGACAAAGGAGGACCAGGCCUCCAGAAUGGAGAUUCUCAGAGAGGAAGAAUGGACAGGGGAAACUCACUGCCAAGUGUGCUGGCUGAGAAGAUAUAUCCAUAUGAAAUGCUCCUAGUGACCCACAGGAGAAGGAAUAAACUCCCACCAGGAGUAGACAGGAUGAGACUGGAGAGGCAUCUGUCCAUGGAAGAAUUCCAGAAUCUAUUUGGGAUGCCCAUUGAGGAAUUUGAUCGCCUCUCCCUCUGGAAGCGGAAUGACUUGAAGAAGAGGGUUUCCCUUUUUUAGUGAGGAGACCUACCUACACAUCAAAAGCCACCACACUUCCUUGGGGAAUUAGAUAAACAUAAACUGUCCAAUGCAACAACCCAGGAAGGGAGAUUAAAUUAAUGUCUGUCAUAUCUUUGCCAAAUCGGAUGCUUUGAAUCCCCAUUCCUUAUAUCAACUCUAUAACAACUCUAUAAAGGGUCAGAGCCUUCAUAUACUCUUGAAUUGUAGUUGCAGCAGCAGAGAAGAAACCUAAUAAGAGGACAGAGGCUUGGGCCAAGUAGAGAUUUCAUGAAGUCUUUGUAUUUGGUCCGUACUGACAGGCCCACCAAUAGAGUUAGAUUGGACUGCCCACAUAUAUACUUACAGUAAGCUGUUUUACUGCUAAUCAAAGUUAUGGAUGGCUAAUUCUCAGUUACUAGAGCACUGCCACAUGUGAAGCCAUAUCGAUUUAUUAAUUAAACCACAAAUACCAAUAAAAUAUUUUCGUUUAUAGAAUUGGAGCACUAGAUGGAUGCCUCAAUUUCAAUACACCUUGAAAAAUUCCCUAUUUCAAAAUACAAACAUUGCACUAAGCUGAAUAGUCCACUUAUUUUUUUAAAUAAAUAACCAUUUGAAGUGUAAAUCAAUAAUUUGUAAAUCAAUAGUUAAAGUUUUUUAAGGUGUGCUGGUUUAGAGACUAUUGUGUCCCAAAUGGUACUUUAUUCUCAUGUAGUACAAACCUUUUGACCAGUGCCCAAGGGGCUCCCAUAAGGCUCUGGUCAAAAGUAGUGAACUACAUAGUGAAUAGGGUGCCAUUUGUGAUGCACACUCUGGUCAAAAGUAGUGAACUACAUAGUGAAUAGGGUGCCAUUUGUGAUGCACAAUACAAUCUGUCAGACUCAGUCACUCUACACAUCAGGUGUAGAUUUAUAGAACAUAAAACCUUACCUCCAAGAUGUCUGCAUCUUAACCCUAUCCAGACAUACAAACAUACAAAUUAUCAAAAUCAUCCACGACUUAUAGCCAAUAUAGGUUUCUUACUGAAUGAUUGUCUAAAUAGUACAUAUUGCCCACUUGAAAAAAAGUGUGCUCUUAUUAUUUUACUACUGGUAUGUUGGAUGAAGUGCAGUUUUCCUGUUUUAAAAGGUGAGAACAUUAAGGAGUAUUCAUAGGCUAAGUUAGCUUCAAAAUCUUGUUGGACACUUACCUUUACAACACUGGCCACUGAUCUGUUUAUAUAUAUCAAGUUUGUACACCACUCCAGAAGGGUUUUAGACAUGUUGCUUUUGUGACCAAAUAAUGUACAGCAAUUUUUUAUUAGAAAAAAAAAUCCUUUCAUGUAUCGAUACAAGAAUGUAGGGUAAAUAAACACAUUCAUCAUUAAAAAGAAGGAAGAUAACCACCUCCCUUACAAAUGCACUACAUUGGAAUGAGGACAGGAGGACAAUGGACUAGAAGGGUCACCACUGGGGGAACAGAAGGAGUUGAGAGCAAGAGACACAAGGGGCUGCUUCCUGUGUUCCGCUAUGACCACAUCAACCUCCAUAUUGGACUGAAGCAGUGGCCGGGUGGAGGUGUGGCCUCUUAUACCCCCUAACUGACAAUGUCAUGGCACAAAAAAACAAAUCUUUGAGUCCUUUAGCCUACAUCCAUCCGAGGCCAGCCUUUCUGUCCACUUUCCCUGUGCCUUGAAUGCUACAGUCGAGUUCUUCCCAAAUGGCACCCUAUUUGGUAUAUAGUGCACUACUUUUGACCAGGGCCAAUAGGACUCUGGUCAAAAGUAGUGCACUAUUUAGGUGCACUAUAAGUAGUGCACUAUAUAUUGUGCCAUUUGGUACAUAGUUACAGUGUGGAGCCUGUUAAGGUCCUGGUCAGGCCUCACUCCAGUCAUUUUUCUUAUCAUCAGGUGAGGUGGUAGCAAAGACACUGUCACAAAAUGUUUUGAGUUGGCACACAUCUGAUGUGCCUCUAGAGCCCCAACUAGGGAUGUAUGAAAGUCAACCAUGGAGCAUCAGUGUAUUCUAUCUAAGAACAUUUUUGAGUGGUCAUUGCACAUAUCCACUUUGUGACUGCUUUGCUUUUGGUUUUAGUUCUGCCUGUGUUUUUUGAAAGACAAGGGGCCCGGAAGGAUUGCAUUAUGAACAAGCCCUUGAGCUGGAAACUGUUCACUCGAUGGUGAGGGUAAUAGACAAUCUUCUAGAUUCCAUGCUCCAGUAUAUAAUAUUGAUGACAUUAUCUUUACCAGUGUGAUACUGAGGAUACACCCUAUUCAUAAUGCUUUCAAAUGCUCUCACUGUAUCAAGCAUGGUAGUUAAGACAUUGUCACAGUAUCAUCUAAGCUUAUCUUCAUGCUUUGUAUGUGAAAGUGGGCUGGGGAAACAUUUAAGGAAAUAUUGAGUUAGAGUGAUUGGUUUGUACCUCACUUCCUAGGUUUUUUGAAUCUGUAAGUCAUUAAAAUACUGAGUUUUUUUAAUGUAGUUUUAGAUUAACCUGAUUUGAUAACUAAUAUAAUGACAAAAGUGUAUAUGAUUGAUUAGUACCAUUGCAAGAUUGAGCUCAGAUAUUGUACAUUGUUUUGUGUAUUCUGAUGCAACUAGGGUGCAAAACAUACACAGCAAUGAAUGCACACAAGCAUAUUUUCUCAUUUAAACUAAGGUGAAAGAGGACUGAAAUGAUCAAUGGUGAGUGGAAAUAAAAUGCAUUUUUUGGUUUGAGGAAAA
Messenger RNA from Oncorhynchus nerka (sockeye salmon), 4275 nucleotides. RefSeq names its product dematin. Gene Ontology annotation, molecular function: actin filament binding. Lineage: Eukaryota; Metazoa; Chordata; Actinopteri; Salmoniformes; Salmonidae. Gene Ontology annotation, biological process: cytoskeleton organization; lamellipodium assembly; actin filament bundle assembly. Gene Ontology annotation, cellular component: actin cytoskeleton; plasma membrane. The coding region runs from base 290 to 1594 and encodes 434 amino acids. The transcript has 17 exons. The record is from RefSeq and is a predicted model, not a curated record.